AUGUUUUGCUUCCAAAGCCCCUUCACGCGAUCGUCGCGUGGCGUGGUGUCCGCCGCGUCGCUGUCGACGGGCAAGAGCAAGUCCUCGCUGACCGACGCGAUCCUGUCGCCCACCGUCAAGACGGCCAACGCGAGCGAGCGCAACCGACGCGGCUCCGAGGCGACCAGCGAGGGCUCCAACUCCUCCAUCAGAUACAUCGACCAGGAAGCCUCGAUAUCCGGCGGUAGCAGCACGGACACUCUGCCGGGUAUCCGUGCCGAUUACCUCGACCCCGAACCCCUGUCGCCCGCGGCGGACGCUCUGACCUCGCCGAGCGGCAUAACGGUGAUUUUGAACGGCAACAACGGCACCAGCAACGAGCGACAGAUCCUUCUGCAGGACGAGAGUCUGCAUCAGACCGCGCGUUCCCCGCCGUCGCCGACGAAGAAGUCGAACAACAACGGCAACAGCUGGCGCCGCAAGCUCAUGCUGCGCCUUCGCUCCAACGAUUCCACGAACUUGAGCAACGGCGAGGCGCGCUCCACCUCGACGUCACCCUCGCCCGCGAGCGAGUCAACGGCGGAGUCCUCGUCCUCGUCGAGGAACCCACGUGCGGACGAGGGGCAGCAAGGCGGCAACGCCACGGCGACGACCGUCUCGUCGCCGUCGGUGCAGAUCGACGUGAUCGAGAGCCCUCAGGUGGCCGCCGCAUCCGUCGGCGACAUAGCAUCCCUGGAGAACGGCUUCAGCGACGACGAGGAGGACGAGGAGGAGGCCUGCCCGGAGACCGAGACGGAGGAGGGCUCGUCCUUGCCGUCCAGCCCCGCGGCCGCGUCCACUGUCGGCCUGACCACCUCCACGGCGCCCUACUACGACUUCCUGUCGGUGAACGGCGGCACGAUGCGGCAGGAGACCACCAGCACGAGCUCGCCACAGCUGUCGUCCGGCGCGAGUCUACGUUCGAGCGUGGAGUCACCGCCCGCCGACACCUGCAGCUCCUACGGCGAGGACAGCAGCCCGGGCAUGGACUCGCUGAAGCCCGAGGGUCUGGACGCGUCCGGGUGCCUGCCGGCCGCGCGAUCCUGCCCGAAUCUGGAGCGGCAGAGCGCCGGCUGCUCGUCGGCCAGCGGCUCGUCGAGCCCGAGCCCGAGUCCGGGCCCGGCCGGGCCCCGUUUCAAGCCCCUCGAGGAGGGCGACAUACAGGUGUGCUACCUGAAUCACACCCGGACCCUCGUGAAGAAGAUCCUGUCCAGCAAGUUCCUCAGACGCUGGGAGACCCAUCACCUCUAUCUCAACGACGCCUGCCUGUCCUCCAAGACGCUCACGGGUUUUCUUCAGCAAGCCGUUCCGUACAGCAGCAUGUCGGAGGUCCGGAAGUACGUCGUCGCCAGGUGGGAUCCCGCGUACAAGAACUGCCUCAGCAUCGUCCUGCCGGACGGUUCGCUCCUUCUGCAAGCCAGCAACGCUUAUACGAGGGACCAGUGGUACCACUCAAUAUUAUGGAAGAAAAGCAUCUUCAAGUAUCAGCACCUCGUGUCGACGAGCACUCGGGAAGAGGUGAUACUGCGUGAAUUGCGCACCAUGGUGGACUUCGCCCUGUGGACGCCGCUCCAGGACGAGAGGGUGGCGGGCGCGCCGCUGGAGGCGGUCGCCAAAUUGCUGGACGAGACCAGCAGCGUGCAGGAGGCCGACUCGGACGGGAAAGCCGAGGAGGUCGUGCGCGACCGCAGGAGCUGGGCGGAGGCCGUGCUGGCCGUGGUGGCACCGCUUCUGGAAAAAGCGGCGCCGCCGGCGGCGCUGGCGCGGGCGCUCGUCAAACUGGCGCAGCAGCAUCCGCGAUCGCAGCUGGUCCCGAUGCUCAGCCCGGCGAUCACGAGAUGCCUGAAGCACACCGUUGACUUUGGCAAGUCGCCGGACAUGAGGAAGCUGCUGCAGGUGUUCAUUGCCGCUUUGUACGAGAACAACGACGGCGAGCAGGCGAUCAGGGACUACAUCUCGUCGGUGCACGGGCCGGGUAGCGAUUGUCCGCACCCUCGCAUACUUCCCAAUCUCGUGUCCAUCUGCGUCGCGGCCAUAUUCCACAGAUUCGAGGUGUCGAGUCGCGCGUCAUCGAACGAGGACAAAUCGCCGCCGUUGCCGCCGUUGCAGUGUUAUCUGCUCGUCCUGAAUAUCGCAUCGGAGUACACCGACUGGCGUCCGGGUCUCGGGGCACUGCUACAGCCGGUCCCGUUCCCGGAAGAGGCUCUGGCCGUGAGAGAGGUGCAGGAGUCCGUGCUGAUGUGCGUGAUGCAACGACUGGCGAAAGACCCGAGGUGCACGGUGCAUCGCGUCCUGCUGCCCGUCAGAGAACCGCGUCCAGGUUGGAUCCACAUCGCCGCGCCGUCCAGCCCGGCCUGUCCAGAUCGCGGAGAACUGUUCGGCGAGAUGCUCACGACUCUGCUGGCGUGCUGCUGUCGGCGGAAGAGGUUCAUCGCGUCCCUGCUGAAGCAGGCGGGCGACGAUUGCAUUCUGCUGGCGGUGCGGGGCUGCGACGCCGCGCAGGAGGCGCUCUGCCUGAUGCUCGAGUGGCGUUUACUGCCGAACGAGGAGGCGAGGCUUCAGAUCGUCAACGCGCUCGAGUCCACGGAAUCCGGGAAGGAGCGCUACGCCGCUCUCUGCCAGAGGCAGAAGAAUCUGCAGGAGCUGCAACAAAAGGGCGGACCCCGGAAACUGACGCUACCGGUACGCGCGACUGACGCCGACGUCGCCCUCCUGCUCGGCGGUCGUGCCCUCGGUAAUCUCGAAUGCCUCAGCCUGGCCUUCACCUCCGUGACGUCCGCGUGCGCGGAACAAUUGAUAAAGUUGCCGGCGCUGAGAUACCUGAACCUGUGGGCUACGCAGUUCGGCGACGCCGGCCUACAGAUGAUCAGCGAGCAUCUGCAGAAGCUGCAGGUGCUGAACCUCUGCGAGACGCCCGUGUCCGACAAAGGCAUCUCCACAUUGGCCUCAUUAACCAGCCUAAGGAAAUUGAAUCUGAAUAGCACGAAGCUGUCGGCUCAGACGUUCGAGUCGUUAAAGAAGCGGCUGCCGGCCCUGCAGGAAUUCGACGUUCGAUACACGGAGGCCUGGUGACCCGAGGUCACGUCCGGCACCUCGCCCAUCGGCGGUAGCGAUCGCCGUGACGUGAAAACGAAGAAGCAACGCUGAGGUGCUUGGUCGUUCCCAGAAGAAGAUUCCAGAGACACGUCACGAGGUGACGUUUCGUAUUCUCGGUGUAAAUCAAUUCGAUUGAAUAUCGAGCACUCUGGGCGCGAUAAAUUCGUUCGUAUUGCUUCGAUUUUCCUAGUACGCGACGUUCUCGAACGGCAUAACGAUCGCUGAAAGCUACUGGGAUCUUUGCCAGCGAGGCAAACUUUCCAGAGGGACGGAAACGAAGUCUUCUACACCGUGCAGGAUGAGAGUGAAGACCUUUUACCGUGUUUUUAUCUCGCUACUUCCGGUUUAAUUGAUCGAUGGAUUAUUCUUUUCAGACGGCGAUAAGUACGCGCGAUGGAUCGACGACUAUCAAUAUAACCGCGCCACGUUCCAUUAAACGUCUCUUCCAUUUUUCAACUGAUAUUAUUUACGCGAGACGUCAGGUCAAGGUUUUUCUUCCGCAAAACUCGCGCUAGUUGGGAUACCUCGAUGUGCCCGCGACGAACAUUGCUUCAAAAGCGUUCCUGCCGCGAUCGAGACGGGAGACUCGCGGAGGAACAUUCCAGCAUCGCGAACUCAGACAUCACGUUUCCAGGAAAGACGCGCAUUCGUUUGAAUAAAUAUCGGCGAGCGACAGAACCGUCUCUCGGGUAUAUUUGCAUAGAAUUCCAUUCGAGACACACGCGAGACGGCACGUGUAACGAUCGGAGAGAGUCGCCGCGAGCGUCAGAGUCGGGGAACGCGAGUCGUUCGCGCGAGUGAGUCGUCUACCUGGGGACGCCGAAGGGAGCAUUUGCAUAGACGCGCAUGUAUCGCGCCCGCCUCCGACGUUUCCGAUCGAAAACUGAUCGCUAACAGUCUUAACUUUCGCGCGACUCCAAAGGCCAGUUUUGUCGAGCGUCAACUUUAACAAUAACUUCAGCGAGUCCUUCCUCCAUCCGUUUCCUAUAGCUCUGGGAAAAGGUUACUUAUUUUCGCUCGUUUUUACGCUGUACGUUUUAAAACGUCAGAAGCGUAAUGCAUCUUCCUCCUCUCAUUCAGUUCCCAGUGUCUCUUUCGUACACGUGUAUGUACACUAACGAAGAUUACAAAUAUUGCCGUUCGACUUUUAGUCUCGAGUUAUAAGUCGAACUUAUCAAUUCGCGCCGAUGUUGAAAGUUGAAAGUCCGUUUCGAUCCGCGUCACGAGAAGAUUCUCUCUGCUAACGGGGAGUGAAAGCUGCGACGUCAGUGAAAAAGAAAUAGAAUAAAGUUAUUUCUGGCGAGUAGCUUCGCGUAAUGAGAGCCUGUUCCUGCCUGCAAUCUGGCUUCUCGUGCAAGACAAGAAAAAUCGUCGGACUCUUCACCAAAUCGUCAUCCGAUAGACGAUGCUGAUCACAAGAGAGUCCUGGCGGAUAACCAGCGGACAACCAGCGAAGAUCACGUUGGUGACGACAAUGAUAUCGCGACGAUCCAUUCCUCGCGCGAUCUCCGACGCGAAACGAAGACUGUUCCCAAUCGUGUGUCAGUUGCUGGAUCGCAGCCGCCAAUCGAUUCCUCUUGCGUGAAGUGUC
Messenger RNA from Wasmannia auropunctata (little fire ant), 4705 nucleotides. Its product is annotated as C-Maf-inducing protein-like. NCBI's taxonomy places the organism in Eukaryota, Metazoa, Arthropoda, Insecta, Hymenoptera, Formicidae. Bases 1 to 3090 code for a protein of 1029 amino acids. The transcript is spliced from 9 exons. The record is from RefSeq and is a predicted model, not a curated record.